CCCCGUACAGCUUCCAGGAGACGCUGUGGAGCAGAAAAACUCAGACUGCUCCAGAUUACUCUCCAGGUGGACCAAGUGUUCUUUCUGAUUCUGCAGCCUUAUUAGAUAACUCCAUUGUACCUAUACAUACUUCUAGAAGAGAAAGAUCUCCUCAGAAGGGCCUAAUGGCUUCGCUUCCUGUCCUACAAGAAGAGACGUGGUUCCGAAAGGGAUUCUGGAGCUACCGAAUCCCAGCCCUGCUCUACAUGCCGCAGUCCUGCAUGAUCCUGGCAUUCGCCGAGGAGCGGGAGGAUGAGGUGGAUGAACAUGCCAAGCUGAUAGUAAUGCGCAGAGGUACAUAUGAUGGGACUACCCACCAUGUUCAGUGGAUCAAAAUGGAGACCAUUGUCAAUGCUCAGCUGGAGGGCCACCGCUCCAUGAACCCAUGUCUUGUGUACAAUGAAGUCACUGGGAACCUCAUUCUAUUCUUUAUAGCUGUCCCGGGAAAGGUCUCUGAAAACCACCAGAUCAAGACAAAGACCAGCUUGGUCCAUCCGUGCCAGGUCACCAGCACUGAUAAUGGAUGCUCCUGGAGCCCUGCGAAGGAUCUCACUGAGACUGUCAUUGGCACAGCACACAAGGACUGGGCCACCUUUGCGGUGGGACCAGGCCACGGUUUACAGUUGCUUAAUGAGGCUCGGAGUCUUGUGAUUCCAGCCUACGCCUAUCGAAUACUUGACCCUGGGGAAAAACCCUCCCCACAUGCCUUCUGCUUUGUUAGUUCUGACCAUGGAAAGACCUGGGCAAUGGGGAACUUUGUGGCAAAGGAGCAUGCUGUGGAGUGCCAGGUAGCUGGAGUGCACAGCCGAGGAGAAAGGGUGGUGUAUUGUAAUGCUAGAAGCAGCCAGGGAGCCAGAGUCCAGGCUGUGAGCUACAACCAUGGGAUGGAUUUUGACAGUGGUCAGCGGAUUGAGAAGCUGGUAGAACCUCCCCAUGGCUGCCAUGGGAGUGUUAUUGGCUUCCCAAGUCCUGCUAACGUGAAGUCAGGGUGUCAGGACACCUGGGUGCUCUACUCUCACCCCCACAGACCCAGCUGGCGGAGAAAUUUAGGAGUGUACCUCAACAAGUGUCCCUUAGAUCUAGCGUGCUGGAUAGGACCCACUCUCAUCUUCAAGGGCUUGUGUGCUUAUUCGGAUCUGCAGCACAUGGAGCGAGGCCCUGAUGGCUCCCCACUGUUCUGCUGUCUGUUUGAGUUUGGCACCAGCUCACAAUACAAAGAGAUCAUCUUCCUUAUGUUCACUUUGAAACAAGCCUUUCCAUCCGAGUGCGGAGCUGCAGUGGACAGGCCCAUUCAGUGUCCAUCUGAGAACCACCUUACCUGACACUUCACUGCCAUGUCUUACCUGUCAGCAAAUGG
Chelonoidis abingdonii (Abingdon island giant tortoise) is the source of this 1396-nucleotide messenger RNA. It is a transcript of the gene NEU2, whose product is annotated as neuraminidase 2. NCBI's taxonomy places the organism in Eukaryota, Metazoa, Chordata, Testudines, Testudinidae. The record is from RefSeq and is a predicted model, not a curated record. Gene Ontology annotation, cellular component: membrane; cytoplasm; intracellular membrane-bounded organelle. Gene Ontology annotation, molecular function: exo-alpha-sialidase activity. Gene Ontology annotation, biological process: oligosaccharide catabolic process; ganglioside catabolic process.